AAGUUGCAGUCUCUCUCACUUCCUUCUUCUUUCCCCAUUCACAAAAUCGUGAAAAGAAGAACGAAAAAAAAAAAACUUCGCCUACUCGCCGCAACGUCGCCGCAACCAACUUACUUUUGCUCACCGUCUCGCCGGAGUUUCGACAAUCUCAGAGAGAAGAAGAAGAAGAAGAAGGAAAGAGAAUGAAUCAGAACGCUAAUGUACCGGUAGAAGUGAUUGGUGAUGAGGAGGUGGCCAUGCUGCACGAAGGAAUCGGUUUGAUACUUUCGCGGUGGACUGCUAUGAGAGCCGCCGUCGAAAACGGUUGGGGCGGCAAAAAUUCUCAAGCGAAAGCUGAGAACACCAUCUCCCAAAUUUUCGAUCAUUUCACCUUAUCAAAAGAUCCAAUGGACUAUGAUCGGUUAGUUGAUAUUCUAGAGAAUGGUCUUAAUGAGCUUAAUACAGAGGCUGAUGAUGGAAGCCCCGAAGAGGUGACAGAGUCACUACUGGAUUUGUACCAAGAAUGCUGUGUUGGUAACUUCCAAAUGGUUGAGAAACUAAGGGCUACUAAAGUUAAGGCGAAAGCAAGUGUUGUCAAGGUUGCAAAUGGUAAUGAUGAGGAUGAUGAGGAAAGCGAUCACGACGAUGAUGAUGAGGAUACUAGCAUGAAUGAUGAUCAAACCACAGACAUGAUGGUGGAUGCAUCUGAGAACAGCUCAAGCCGUAAACCAGAAGCCAUGCCCGUUGAUGAAGCAGCAGCUGAUGAUGGCUGGACGGUAGUUCCAUCUAGAAAAAACAAGGGAAAGAAAAAUUAACCGGUCUAGGUUCCCAAGGUGUUAUGUAAUUUUAACAAAAGUUAUUUGGAAAAAUAGACACUUUUCAAAACAUAAUUGUAAAAUUAGUACAAUCACUAUUUACAAUUAGCAAAUUCUACAUUUUUUACUGUUUUCUACUGCUCACAUGACCUUUCCCUCA
Molecule: messenger RNA, 954 nt
Organism: Camelina sativa (false flax)
Lineage: Eukaryota; Viridiplantae; Streptophyta; Magnoliopsida; Brassicales; Brassicaceae
Source: RefSeq, a predicted model, not a curated record